Messenger RNA from Bombina bombina (fire-bellied toad), 1746 nucleotides. RefSeq names its product prostaglandin reductase 3 (gene PTGR3). NCBI's taxonomy places the organism in Eukaryota, Metazoa, Chordata, Amphibia, Anura, Bombinatoridae. The transcript is spliced from 2 exons. The coding region runs from base 429 to 1610 and encodes 393 amino acids. The record is from RefSeq and is a predicted model, not a curated record. Gene Ontology annotation, molecular function: oxidoreductase activity; zinc ion binding. Gene Ontology annotation, cellular component: mitochondrion.
AUAGGGUGAGAUCGUUUACAGGUGAUCAUGCUGUGUGCAUAAGCGGGAACCUAACAGUGCUCAGGCUGUGUGUAUAAGGGGUGACAGGCUGCUGUGUUAUUACAGGAUGCAGACAGUGCACGAGCUGAACUUUGUUCCUGAUUCAUUUUAGCAACGGUGCUGGGGGAAGAUCAGCUCCGGGGGAUUUGGCCGCUUUUCUAUCUGCUCUAUUUUUUUUUUCUUUCCAUCCUGAAGGUUUAGGGAAGAAAGCAGUGGGAGGGACGCAGGCAAUAGCUAAGCUGUGUCAGUUUUGCAUCCAGAGACCCGCCUAAUUAUUUAUUUAUAUUGCACAGUGCCUGGAUUUGCUUGUGUAGGAAACAGAGUGGGUGCCUGGGUCGGCCUGCUGAGCUGCUGUAGGAUUUGGCCUGGUGUAAACUGCAGAAGCUGAUAUGAGCCUGCAGAGGAUCAGGGCAAGCUCUGUGCGUCUGGCCCGUGGCUUACAAAGCAUACGAACCCCGUGUAGUCGCUCUAUUGUGGACAUGUCCUAUUCCCACCACUUUGUGGACUUUCAUGGCUCCAAGAUACCCAGCAACAUGAAAAAGCUGGUGGUCACCAAGAUCAGUCCAAACUUCAGAGAGGCUGUCACCUUGAUCUCCAACGCCCCGGUGCCCGUGCCAGGGGAUGGCGAUCUCCUCAUCAGGAACCGAUUUGUUGGAGUUAAUGCAUCCGAUGUCAAUUUCACCUCUGGUCGGUAUGAUACCACAAUAACACCUCCAUUUGAUGUUGGAUUUGAAGGCACUGGAGAAGUUGUAGCGAUGGGUCUCAGUGCUAGUAAAACCUACACCAUUGGCCAACCGGUAGCGUAUGUCGCAACUGGUUCAUUUGCAGAGUACAUAGUUGUACCAGCUAAUGUGGCCAUGCCAGUGCCUUCAAUUAAACCGGAUUACUUGACUUUGCUUAUUAGUGGUACAACAGCGUACAUAAGCUUAAAGGAACUUGGAAAUCUAUCUGAAGGAAAAAAAGUUUUGGUAACUGCAGCAGCUGGUGGAACAGGCCAAUUCGCUGUGCAACUUGCAAAAAAAGCCAAAUGCUAUGUGAUUGGAACAUGCUCUUCUGAUGAGAAAGCAGGAUUCUUAAAAUCAAUUGGUUGUGACCUUCCAAUUAACUAUAAAAAAGAAAAUGUGUUUUCUAUUCUAAAGAAGGAGUUUCCAGAAGGUGUAGAUGUUGUAUAUGAGUCAGUUGGGGGUAGUAUGUUUGAUAACUCAGUCCGCUCUUUGGCACCCAACGGCCAUCUUAUUAUUAUCGGUUUUAUUUCUGGUUAUCAAUCAUCUGGAGGCAUUUUGCCUAUUAAUGCUUCAGCUUUACCUGUUUACCUGUUAAAAAAGAAUGCCAGUAUCCAUGGGUUUUUUUUGCCUGAAAACAUGGCUGGAUAUAAAGAAGCAAUCGUAUCACUAGUGAAACUCCAGACGAGUGGAGAUUUGAUUUGUGAAGUUGACUAUGGAGAUCUGUCCCCUGAAGGCAGGUUUACUGGUUUGGAAUCUGUAUUCCGUGCAGUAGAUUACAUGUACAUGGGAAAAAACAUAGGAAAAAUUGUAGUGGAGUUACCUCAUCCUGUCAACAGCAAGCUGUAAAAACAGAAUAGUGACAAGUGAAAAUGGGGAGGUUCUUCCUGUAAAUUGAUGCUUCAAAUGCAGAGGUUAAUUAAAUUGUUAUUAAGAUUUGGUAACAUUAUAUUUGUAAACAAAUAAAUAGUUUAUUAAUCUAAAA